UUUCCACAUUCUCAUCACGUCCUGCACGUCGUAUCGGCUGGAUCGUAUGUAGGAAUUUGGGUUACAUCGGCCAAGGAUUAGAUAGGCAGCGCGGUUGAAAGUAGACGAUUCCUUUAGGUAGCUUGGCUGCUUGGGUACCAACAUCCAAUAAGCUAUAUGCGCUACCGCCAGAUACCACCUCGCCGCAAUCAAUUCCCCUUUUAAGAUUAUAUUAUAUAGGUGUUGGCGAUUAUCAUCCAAUAGGAUACCAGACGAAGAACGCUUACCAUUCCAUCGGAACCACCACAAGCGCAGGAUAUGAGACUCGACAUACGGGCCGUACUAAUGAUUUCGCCUUCCGAUAUGAAGGGGCACAAGGCUACGGCACAUAUAAAUGUAUGAGCUUCUCGCACACCAACAUAAUCGAAAUUACCGUUGUUACACCACAUAACGGCAGAGUUAUGUAACGACGAACAAGCCGAUGCCAGGCGCAAUGUCGCUCAAGGCUAUUGUCACACCAGCUUCAGACCCCGACCUAGUCCGUAUGCGGGAUACGGCCGACCUACAGCGUAGUUCGAUACUUUUCGGAAGGCUGCCUUUGGAAAUUCGGGAUAUGAUCUACGCUGAAUGUUGGAAAGUGUCGGGACUCAGCCAGCACGUAUUCAUGCAACAUGGUCAUCUGACGCAUUCGCCAUGUGUUUUGACUACCAACGAAGUCGAUGAAAGGCUGGAGGAGCUUCAGAUGAUGGUAGAGAAUCAAGGAAUUCCGCGGGGAUCACGCACUCGUACUUUAGGUGUAAGUGACAAGUGGACCUCGAGGUUUUCCUCUCCUUGGCAUGAACAUUGGCGGUGCGAAGAGGAAAUGAAGGCGGUCGCCGACACUAAGGAUACAUGCUACGGCUACCGACGACCUAGGCGCGCUCUUUUCUUGCCUAUCCUCCUGACUUGCAAAAGAACGUAUCUCGAGGCUCGACCCAGCCUAUACAAGUCCGUGACCCUUGUGUUCACAGACCUACCCGCAGCACACGUGUGCCUAGCUCGAUCCCCCUUUACUACAACCUCACAACUACGUUCUCUAGCUUUCUCGCUAGUUCUCCCCUUCGAAACCCUGCACCAGCAUCGCCUACACCUCAACCCCUCUACGCCCGCAGGUCCUUGGGCAGAAUUGUGCACGUUAUUGUCGGAUCUUGUUCGCUUCGCCGCCCUGCGCGACGUCACUAUCCGACUUGGUAUUUCCUCUAAUUCCGCCGGAGACGUUCAUUGUAUGCAUAAGAGCGAUGCUCCAAAUAGCGGUCACGAGGCUCCGGAAGUAAGAUCUUGGUGGCAGGUACGAGAGCGAUGGGUCUUAAGCGCGGUCCGUGGGAUGCUGGCGCGACAUCUCGUCGUGCAACUCCCGAGUGUCGAACCUACGUACCGCCGCCCGGAGUGGUCGAGGCCGUAUAACUAUCCCGAGGUGAACGGCGAUGGGAAUGGGAAGGGUGGAGUUGUGCCGUUCCGCCGACUUGAGCGUUAUGCUGUGCUACCGCCUAUGCUGUUUUGCAAGGAUGGGCGUGUUGAGGUUCAUGUGGAUUCAUCACGUUCACCUCCGCCUUCUUCUUCUUUUUCUAUUACUUCUUUUACGAGGGGCCCGGGACGUUCGCGCGACACUUCUAUAGCCGCCACUUCUGAUUUGGAGGAUACAGGCAAAGACGGAAAGAGAGUAACACUGCUCAGGCUAAGUGAAACCGUAAAGGUGUUAAUAAGCAGCCUUAGGCCUAGAGAGACCUGCUGAGCUGUCUGGAAGACGUAAAUACUGGGAAUACGUAGAAAUCCACCAAUUAAUGUCAACCUGUGUACCUACCUAAUUAAAUAGCAAAAAUACAGAUAGCUAGAGUGAAAGAGUGUGCGCGGAUAAUUUUCGAAGCACACAUUUAAAUAAGGAAAUCUAAAUAACUAUUGUACCGAGAUAUUCUAAGUUUCCCAAUAUGAUUCUAAUGUAUGACAAAAUAAUAAAACACGCCAACCUCCUAACAAAUUGUAUCGUCUACCUAGGUAUCUGUACUGGGAUUCGUUCAAGUCAUAACAGGUGAAGGGGAGAGA
Messenger RNA from Hypoxylon trugodes, 2058 nucleotides. RefSeq lists its product as uncharacterized. The record is from RefSeq and is a predicted model, not a curated record. The coding region runs from base 461 to 1750 and encodes 429 amino acids. NCBI's taxonomy places the organism in Eukaryota, Fungi, Ascomycota, Sordariomycetes, Xylariales, Hypoxylaceae. The transcript is spliced from 2 exons.